GCUCGGCAGUUCAACACACUCAUGGUGGAUGCCAAGGCGAGGAACAUGAAAUGUCUGACUUUCUUUUUAAUGCUACCAGAGUCUGUCAAGAGCAAGUCCAGUAAAAGCUCGAAAAAAGGGAACUCCAGUGGCAGCUCCAAGCUGCCCCCUGUUUGUUAUGAGAUCAUCACUCUGAGGAGCAAGAAGAAGAAGAAGAUGGCAGCCGAUAUCUUUCCAACCAAAAAGUCCUCCUCCACCACCACUGUGCAGCAGUACCAGCAGCAGAAUCUCAACAACAACAACACCAUACACAACUGCAACUGGCAGGGACUGUACUCUACAAUACGAGAGAGAAACUCGGUGAUGUUUAACAAUGAGCUGAUGGCAGAUGUUCACUUUGUGGUGGGUCAACCUGGAAGAACGCAGCGACUUCCCGGGCACAGAUAUGUUUUGGCUGUGGGCAGCUCAGUGUUUCAUGCCAUGUUUUAUGGAGAGCUGGCUGAAAAUGAGGAUGAAAUCCGUAUUCCAGAUGUGGAACCAGCCGCUUUUCUGGCCAUGCUAAAGUACAUUUACUGUGACGAGAUCGACCUGAGCGCAGACACAGUGCUGGCCACGCUGUACGCUGCUAAGAAGUACAUCGUGCCUCAUCUGGCGCGCUCCUGUGUCAACUUCCUGGAGACCAGCCUGAGUGCAAAGAACGCAUGUGUGCUGUUGUCCCAGAGCUGUCUGUUUGAGGAGCCUGAGCUGACACAGAGGUGCUGGGAGGUGAUCGAUGCUCAGGCUGAGCUGGCUCUGCGCUCAGAGGGCUUCUGUGACAUAGACUCCCAGACUCUGGAGAGCAUCCUGCAGCGAGAGACGCUCAACGCCAAAGAAAUUGUGGUGUUUGAAGCGGCACUCAGCUGGGCAGAGGCCGAGUGCCAGAGACAGGAGAUCACCUCCUCUACAGACAACAAGCGCAAGGUACUGGGCAAGGCCAUGUACCUUAUCCGAGUGCCUGCCAUGGCGCUGGACGACUUUGCCAAUAGCGCAGCGCAGUCAGGCGUGUUGACUCUUAAUGAGACCAAUGACAUCUUCCUCUGGUACACCGCCGCCAAGAAGCCGGAGCUGCAGUUUGUGAGUCAGCCGAGAAAAGGCCUGGCGCCUCAGCGCUGCCACAGGUUUCAGUCGUGUGCCUACAGGAGCAACCAGUGGAGGUACAGAGGCCGCUGUGACAGUAUACAAUUUGCUGUGGACAAGAGAGUGUUCAUUGCAGGCUUUGGCCUGUACGGCUCGAGCUGUGGAUCAGCCGAGUACAGUGCAAAGAUCGAAUUGAAGAGACAGGGAGUUCUUUUGGGACAAAACCUCAGUAAAUACUUCUCGGAUGGCUCCAGUAACACAUUCCCUGUCUGGUUUGAGUACCCUGUUCAGAUAGAGCCGGACACCUUCUACACAGCCAGUGUGGUGCUGGACGGGAACGAGCUGAGUUACUUUGGGCAGGAGGGCAUGACAGAGGUGCAGUGUGGGAAGGUCACGUUCCAGUUUCAGUGCUCCUCGGACAGCACUAAUGGGACAGGGGUGCAGGGAGGACAGAUCCCAGAACUCAUAUUUUACGCCUGA
Molecule: messenger RNA, 1575 nt
Organism: Boleophthalmus pectinirostris (great blue-spotted mudskipper)
Lineage: Eukaryota; Metazoa; Chordata; Actinopteri; Gobiiformes; Gobiidae
Gene: btbd3b
Product: BTB (POZ) domain containing 3b
Exons: 4
Coding region: 22-1575 (517 amino acids)
Biological process (GO): neurogenesis; dendrite morphogenesis; cerebral cortex development
Cellular component (GO): cytosol
Molecular function (GO): protein binding
Source: RefSeq, a predicted model, not a curated record